AUGUCCAUGCUGUCUGGAGCGUCUGCGAAGUCUAUAGUAGAAAAAGACGUUGACCGGUCUGUCGAAGUGUCCUGGCCUUCCCUCUUUAGUCGCGCCAGCCUGACUGACGGCGGGUCUGGUGAUGGGGAUUGUGAUCCUUGCGAGGCUGCCUGUUCCAUCAACGAAGUCGGUGGGGGUGCUAAAAAACGAUCCUCAGACGGCGAAGACGAGUACCCGGAGUUGAGAACGAUCUACGGAAACGCAAGUGCUACCGAACCUUGGCUGGAUAAUGAGGUCGCUCGCUGGCACGUCAUCGAAGGCCGUGCGAACACUCUUGCGUUCGACUGCGACAAGAUUCCUAAUGUCUGCCAGAACAUGUGUUACGGAGUGAGCGACGGCCAAAUGUCAGAAUGCGCGAAAGAAGAACUCUUGCGGCUCUUCCAACCCCAACAGAUGCACAACCCCGCCUUUGCUGCUGGUAAUUCUUGUGAUGAGUAUCCAUUUGCAAGCACGCUGGAGGGCCAACGAGCCGCACAGGACGCAGCUGCAACUCGGUGCGUGCCUAAGGGCGAGAACUCAUCUCAAGGCGGGAGCAUUUCCGGGCUCUACCGUAAACUUCCAGACAACACGCAAUUCACUGUUGAGUUUCACGGCGCCGCGGGGUCGACAGGAUUCUGUGCGGCCAACCACCAUUGUGCGGCCACAGCUGGUACUAGCCAACAGUGA
Messenger RNA from Stereum hirsutum FP-91666 SS1, 705 nucleotides. RefSeq lists its product as uncharacterized. The transcript is spliced from 8 exons. NCBI's taxonomy places the organism in Eukaryota, Fungi, Basidiomycota, Agaricomycetes, Russulales, Stereaceae. The record is from RefSeq and is a predicted model, not a curated record. Bases 1 to 705 code for a protein of 234 amino acids.